This is a messenger RNA of Nelumbo nucifera (sacred lotus), 2970 nucleotides long. RefSeq names its product Tetratricopeptide repeat (TPR)-like superfamily protein. Gene Ontology annotation, molecular function: protein binding; RNA binding; zinc ion binding. Gene Ontology annotation, biological process: RNA modification. The record is from RefSeq and is a predicted model, not a curated record. Lineage: Eukaryota; Viridiplantae; Streptophyta; Magnoliopsida; Proteales; Nelumbonaceae.
CGGAUUUACUCUCAGGAGCGCUCCUCAUACCAACCUUACAGCACAUUUCGGGCAUGCAUUAAGAAGACAUCUCCCACGGAUGCCAACUGUAUAAGUAGUUUGAAAACAGUUUGUAAAAAGUAAAGCGGCAGAGGUACAGAGUUCACAAACAGACCCAUGACAUGGUCACCUGAUUAGUGAGAAUGAUGAUAAGGUACAUGGCUACGCACCCAACGGUGACCUUGGUAGAAUCAUGCACCGGCCUCAGAGAGAUCAAGCAAAUACACGCCCAACUGCUCAUUAACGGCCUUCUUAACGACCCUUACUGUCUUGGCCAAUUUGUUGCUUCCAUAGCUCUUAACCACCAAAACAAUCUUGCUUACUCCGACCAGCUCCUCGAUCAAUCCCACAAUCCAACUGUUUUCGCCUUGAACUCCAUGAUCAGAGCUUACUCUAGAAGCUCAACUCCUCAACGAGGCUUUCAGUUCUACAACCGGAUUCUCCAAUCCAACACCCCUGAUAACUACACAUUCACUUUCCUAGUCCGCUCUUGUACACAGGUCUCCUCGUCUGACGCUGCCCUGGCCGUUCACGCUGCCAUUAUAAAACACGGUUCCGAUUCGAACCGGCAUGUUCAGAGCGGGUUGAUCAAUAUGUAUGCUGAAUUGGGUUUCUUGGGUUCAGCUCGAAAGCUAUUUUCAGAAAUUAGGGAGCCAGAUUUGGUGUCUCAGACGGCCAUGGUGAGUGCUUGUGCCAGGUGCGGUGAAGUUGAUUUUGCACAGAAUCUUUUCGAUGAAAUGCCUUAUCGGGAUCCCAUUGCUUGGAAUGCGAUGAUCGCGGGUUACUCUCAAUGCGGACGGUCAAAGGAAGCCUUGGACUUGUUCCACUUAAUGCAAAUGGAUGGCGCCAAAGUUAAUGAGGCAACCAUGGUCUCCGUCCUAUCGGCUUGCACCCAUUUAGGUGCACUGGAUCAGGGGAAAUGGGCACACGCUUAUAUAGAGAGGAACAAGCUUCAGAUGACCGUGACGCUAGGGACUGCACUCAUAGACAUGUACUCCAAGUGUGGUAACAUGAGUAAAGCUAUGGAUGUAUUUUGGGGAAUGAAGGAGAGGAAUGUCUACACAUGGAGUAGUGCUAUGGGUGGGUUGGCAAUGAAUGGUGCUGGUGAGAAGUGUCUUGAGCUCUUUUCCCUCAUGAAACAAGACGGCAUUCAGCCAAAUGAAGUAACCUUCAUUUCAGUUUUACGAGGUUGUUGUGUGGUUGGACUAGUCGAGGAAGGUAGAAAGCACUUUGAGUCCAUGACCCAAGUUUAUGGGCUUGAGCCUCAACUUGAGCACUACGGAUGCAUGGUUGAUUUAUAUGGCCGAGCUGGACGGUUGGAUGAUGCUUUUAACUUCAUCAAUAACAUGCCUAUGAAGCCUCAUGCAGGAGCUUGGGGGGCUUUGCUUCACGCUUGUAAAAUCCAUAAAAACAUGGAGUUGGGUGAGCUUGCACUGAGGAAUAUAGUAGAACUAGAGGCCAAGAACGAUGGCGCCUAUGUGCUCCUAUCGAACAUCUAUGCAGAUUCUAAAAACUGGGAUGGGGUCAGUAGCAUUAGGCAUCUAAUGAAGGCUAAAGGGGUGAGAAAGGUUCCUGGGUGCAGUGUCAUAGAAGUUGGGGGUGUAGUCCAUGAGUUCUUUAUGGGAGACAAAUCACAUCCUAGGUAUGGUGAAAUUGAGGUGAUGUUGGGAGAGAUCUCAAGGAGGUUGAGACUGGCUGGGUAUGUGGCUAAUACUAACCCUGUGCUCUUUGAUAUAGAGGAAGAAGAGAAAGAAGAUGCUCUGUGUAGGCAUAGUGAGAAGGUGGCCAUUGCUUUUGGUUUGAUCAGUCUGGAUGAAGGUGUGCCAAUAAGGAUUGUUAAGAACCUCAGGGUUUGUGGGGAUUGCCAUGAUGCCACAAAAGUCAUAUCUAGGGUUUUCAACAGAGAGAUCAUUGUAAGGGAUAGGAAUAGGUUUCACCAUUUUAAAGAUGGGGAGUGUUCUUGCAAGGGUUUUUGGUGAUAAGUUGAUUGCUGGAUGAACAUGUUUUAAUUUGUUGAGAGAUGAAAUUUAUUUGUGAGUUAUUGAAAGAAUACCUAAAUAUUUCUUCUUUUUUUCCCUUCUAUAGGGGGAGUUCGUAUUCUUGUAAAUGCCAUCUGAUGAUGAUGUGUAUAUAUAUUGACUCUCUCGGCUGGUGGUCUCUGUUAUUGUGCCUCUGGUUUCUUCCAUUUUCUUCCUUCAAUCAAGUUGAGAUAUCAACUUGAAAAUUUUGUUCAAACAGAUGUGAUCAAACACUGGGAAGAGUUUCCUAGUUCACCUGAUGAACUGUACCAAAUCUUGAUAAACUCAUUUGGCAUUGUCUGCUGCCUCAUUUCAACCUCCAUUACAGCAGCAUUGAUCCAUUCUUGAAGGCAUAUCUAAAGGGAGAUUAUUGCCCUGUGCAUGAGUUGGACUCGGAACUGACUGCCUUUCUAAAAUCAAAUGCCUACUUCCUGCUUACCAAUCUGAGAGUGCAUUAUCAACCGGAGCAUCAGGAAUAUCAGAACCAGGUAAUGCCCACUGAUAUAAUGGACUCUUACUGGAUUUACAGAUUCUGAUCUUUCAGGCAUUAUACUUCUAGACCCACGAUCUGGUCACUGCAACCUCUGCCUAGAAAUAUGAAGUAUGAAAUACUCAACAAAUGGUGCUGUCUACAAGGCCUCAUUCACAGGAAAGACUUGUUUUGCAAACUGGCAAUGAAGGAUUGAAGGGUAGAAGUUUGAACAGCUAUUUUCCCAUAUGCUAGAGCUGAAAGGGUUGGUAAACCCAAGCAUUAACCACUGUUCUGCAACCAAUAGAACUGAAUGAGAAGCUACCUAACUACAUUAAUUUCUGCACAGGUUGCAAUAAUUUUGCAAUAUGUUUGCAUCUCAUCAUAUGACUUUAUAUGAAUAAUUGAAUGAAGAAGUCAACUGACUCAACUGGUUGCUCUGCA